AUGCUCUUUACCAAGUACACAAAUAUUUACCAAGCAGUACUUGUAAAUCAUACUUUGUAUUUAUCUGGAAUUCUUGGUGUUGAUGUUAAAACUGAGAAACUUGCUAUUGGCGGUGCUGUUGCAGAAGCUCGCCAAGCUCUUAUAAAUAUGGGACAUAUUCUAAAAGAAGCUGGAUCUGAUUAUGAUAAAGUUAUUAAAACAACAAUUUUUUUACAAGAUAUUAAUAAUUUUACUGGUGUAAACGAAGUUUACAAAGAAUUUUUCAAGGAAAACUAUCCAGCUCGAUCUACAUUUCAAGUUGGAAAGCUACCAAUGGGAGCACAAUUUGAAAUUGAAGCUAUUGCUGUUGCCGGUGAAUUAGAAACAAUUUAAAUAUUACAAGCU
Molecule: messenger RNA, 384 nt
Organism: Eufriesea mexicana
Lineage: Eukaryota; Metazoa; Arthropoda; Insecta; Hymenoptera; Apidae
Gene: UK114
Product: reactive intermediate imine deaminase A homolog UK114
Exons: 5
Coding region: 1-372 (123 amino acids)
Cellular component (GO): mitochondrion; cytosol
Molecular function (GO): deaminase activity
Source: RefSeq, a predicted model, not a curated record